This is a messenger RNA of Rubroshorea leprosula, 741 nucleotides long. NCBI's taxonomy places the organism in Eukaryota, Viridiplantae, Streptophyta, Magnoliopsida, Malvales, Dipterocarpaceae. The record is from the annotation of a GenBank genome assembly.
CUUCUCCAAAUGGUCGCCUCAACAGAGUAAAAAGACAGAAACAACAUAAACCCACAAAAAUUUUCCGAGAAACAAAGAAAAAUGGGUAUCAUUUUGACAGAGAGAUCGAAACUCUUACUAAAAAUUCUCUGUAUUUUCUUCUUCAUCGCACAAUCUCUUGGAUCAGAUGAAGAAAUCAACCCUCUUUUCACCAAACGAUCAGCCUAUGAAGUUCUCGGCGACUACAACUUCCCCAUGGGUAUCCUCCCGAAAGGGGUUCUCGAUUACGAUCUCGAAUCUUCGUCGGGAAAGUUCUCUGCUUUCUUUAGCGGGAGUUGCAGUUUCUCUCUUGAGGGGUCGUACCAGUUGAAGUACAAGUCCGCCAUUAAAGGGUAUAUCUCUGAGGGAAAGAUUUCGAAGUUGGAGGGUGUUAGUGUGAAGCUGUUCUUCGUGUGGGUCGACAUCGUGGAGGUCUUAAGGAGAGGGGACAGUCUUGAAUUUUCAGUGGGGAUUGCGGGUGCGGAUUUUCCCAUUGACAACUUUGAAGAGUGUCCUCAAUGUGGGUGUGGGUUGAACUGCAACAAUGAGCAAGUAAGGGGGAUUAGAACAAACCCAUUUAUUUCCUCUUUUUAGAAGAUGUUUGGCUAAGAUUACUGUUGUAUUUGAAUCAUGAAUUCUGGAUUCUUGCUAAUUGUGGAUUAAACAAAAUUGUCUCUGAAUAUUUUUCUUCGAAUUCUUAGUAGAUAAACUAAAAUUUGAUUG